Morus notabilis is the source of this 1319-nucleotide messenger RNA. RefSeq lists its product as uncharacterized. Bases 90 to 1145 code for a protein of 351 amino acids. The record is from RefSeq and is a predicted model, not a curated record. The transcript is spliced from 3 exons. Lineage: Eukaryota; Viridiplantae; Streptophyta; Magnoliopsida; Rosales; Moraceae.
UCUACCUUUCUCUAAUUUUCCCAUUUCCUUGUCUCUCUCUCUCUCUCUCUCUCAUAAUUUAUCAGUUUCAGUACAGGAAAGGAGGCACCAUGGGAGGAUACAUAGAAGAGAACGAUAUCAUGGAUGGAAAACUUAAGGAUGCAAUAGGUGAAGUGGAGGCUUCUCUACCAAAGUCACCAACUCAAGAUGGCAGACCAAGCAGCAUGGUUAUCAAGAAGGCGCAUACCAUAAUUCCUGCUCACUUGAUAGCUGAGGCCAUUUCAACACUCCCUGGCCUUGACCUGAGGUGGUCAGGUCCAAUAACACCAAGUGAGAUGCAAUACGUUCAGCAAUAUGUCUUUGCAAAGUACCCACAAUACAGCAAUGGUUUAGUGGGAGAUAAACUUGACAUUGGAAACCUCUCCAUCAAUAAUGAGGAAUCUUCAGGAACUCCACCCCAUGAAAAGCCCAAGUCCCCAAUUACAAAAGAGUUCUCCUCCUUCUCCUUUAGUAGUAACAUUCUUUCUGACCUUAACAAAACUCAAUUGGAGCCUUCAAGACUCGUAGACAUUCUCACAAAGAAGUCCUCAUUUGAAGGGAAUUUUGUGUCAAUCCCUGAGGUUCAAGCCACGAACCGCGCCUUGAGGAACUUUGGGCUGGUAGAGGAGGAGUACUCGGUUCAUUUCACAGCCAACUACAAGGAUGCCAUGAUGAUGAUAGGAGAAAGCUACCCUUUCUUCAGAGGAAACGUGUACAUGACAAUCAUAAACGAUGAAGUCGAUUGCAUAAGGGAAUUCGCGGUACUGAAAGAGUCAAAGGUCAUUGCAGCCCCAGAGACUUGGUUGGAUUUAAGGAUCAAAGGUUCACAACUUAGUCAAUACUUUAGGAAGAAGUGCAAGCACAGCCCCAAGGGACUCUUCUCCUAUCCAGCCAAAGUGAAUGGCACAAGAUACUCCAUGCAUUGGAUUUCUGAGGCGCAUAGGAAUGCUUGGCAUGUUCUUCUUGACGCCACGGGCUUGGUUUUUGGUGAGGACCGGAUUGCGCUUGCUCUUCACCAGCCUGAUUUUGUGCUGUGCAGCCUCAGUAACACUCAUGCCCAGCCAUCCAUGAUCACUUGCCUCUUGGUUAGGAGGAAGUCAUUUGACACAUUGGUAACUCCUAGCUAAGUAACUUAUAUAUUGGGUUAAUUACAAAAUCUUCUGCUUUUUAUCAACUUGUUCAUAAAUAACUUUUUAUUUUUGAAAAAUAAAAUUCGAUGGACUAUAAUUUAAUCUUCUUUUCAAAUACAUCCCCUGCCAUCGGUUUUAGUCAAAAUUGAGGCUAAAUGUAUUAAUUUUACA